Molecule: messenger RNA, 786 nt
Organism: Drosophila arizonae
Lineage: Eukaryota; Metazoa; Arthropoda; Insecta; Diptera; Drosophilidae
Source: RefSeq, a predicted model, not a curated record
GGAACAGGUCUUCAGAGAUGCAAUCGAAAGCGUCGAAACAUAAACAGCCUAACGCUCGACCGGAGAGCACGAGACGAGCGCACAAAAUGAACAUAAUGGGCUUGCUCUUAAUAUUGCUGCUGGCGCUGGACGCUGUGCCGGCAGUGGAUGUUAAUUUGACCACUUGGCGCCAGCAUCGCAGGCAGAAGCGUUUUCUGAUCUACGAGGAUGGUGGCAUUAUAAAGCUGGUAGCCGGCAUCGCAUUUCCUGUGAACUUGGACGAAAAGCACGCCUGGCGUCAGCUGAUCUGCCUGAUGAACUUUCACUAUCAAUUCCCAGAGCCAACUUCUCCCGUCUACUGGUGGAAGCUGUGGGGACAUCGCGAAGGUCGCAGAGAUCACAGGGAUCUUAAGGGUCCCCUUAAAUUAACCAAAGAGCAGCAGCGCCAGCAAAGUGCCUCGCAGCCCCCACAAGUGGAUGCAGCACAACAGUUUAUAUACGAGCUCGCCUUAAAGUACAUGAAUCAACGCGGCCAAGAUGGCAAAGCCUGCCUGCAGCGUUUGAUUUGCGAGAAUGGACAGGUGCACGAGCACAAUGGGCUCUAUGCGCAGCUGCUGCACCGCUUGCUCAUACCCCACAGAUCUCUGCCCAACCAUUAUCUGGAUGCCUACAGCAUGGGCAGGCACGGCGUCAACUGUCGCCAGGCGUUUCCCACAGCUGUGCACUGCGUGUUGGAUGAUUAUGUGCAUGUCCAUGAGCGUGGCCUGACGCAGAGCUAUGUCUAGGGUAGUAAUUCGGAGCCCUGUC